CUGCUCCAAGUAAGUAGCUUCUUUCCUGGUAAAUUAUUGCCAAGCUCUAGCUUAUUUCAGAGUCUUAACACAAAAUGAUCCUUCAGAAUGGUCUGAUUCCCUCUUGCUGCUCCCUAGUUCUUACAUACUUUUAGUCUUUCCUUUCUAAAAAAUCUGCUCUUCUUCAUCUUUCUUGAAUCCUGAGCACAAUGGCUGACAUUGUGUCGGCUAUUAGUGGAGUGGCUCAAUGUAUUUCACCAGCUUUUAAUUUCUUGCCUGAACAUGUGGGUUACAUUUCCAAGUUUGAUAGUAAUCUUAACGAGUUGAGGAAUGCUUUAAUGAAUCUUGAAGCAAAAAGAAAUGAUGUGGUGCGCAAGGUUGAGGAUGAAGAACUCAGGGGUAUGGUACCGCUAGAUGAAGUGCAAAGGUGGCUUUUAAAUUCCCAUUACAAAAUAUACGACGCCAAGGAGCUGGUUGCUGGCGCUUCCACUGUACAGCAAAGGCGGUUAACAACUGGGUGUUGUUCCAGCAACAUCACUUCAACCUACCGCUGUGGCAAAAAGAUUCCCAAGAUGUUGAGUGAAGUUCAACAACUCUAUAAUCAACAAGUUUCCCAAGGGCUGACUAGGCAAGCUACUCUCCCUGUGGUAGUGGAAGAACCUACCCAGCAAAUAGUUGGUCUUGACACAAAACUUGCUAGCACAUGGAGACUUCUUAUGGACGAAGGUACUAGAAUGUUGGGUCUUUGUGGUAUGGGGGGAGUGGGUAAAACUACACUCCUCACCCUAAUUAACAACGAGUUCAGUAAAUUCAAGGAUAUGUUUGAUGUUGUCAUUUGGGUUGACGUGUCUAAAGAUGUAGAUAUCUUGAAGAUUCAAGAUGAUAUCGGGAAAAGGUUAGGCCUCUAUGAUGAGAAAUGGUGCAAGGAAACACAAAGGGAGAAAAGCCUUAGUAUACGAAGGGUUCUAAAAGAAAAGAAACCCCGAUUUGUUCUGUUAUUAGAUGGCUUAUGGGAGAAAGUGAGUUUAUCAGCCAUUGGAGUUCCAUUGUUGGGGAAACAAUACAAAAUAGUGUAUACCACUUGCGAGAAGUGUUAUGACUCACCCCUUGCACUUCAAGUCAUUGGAAAGUGUUUGUCAUCUAAAACGACUGAAGAUGAAUGGCGUGAUGUACUCAAUGAUUUGGUUCAUUCUCCAGAUCAGUUGCAAGGUAUGGAGGAGAACAUGUUUGGUGUUUUAAAAGUAAGCUAUGAUAAUUUGAAAGAGGAGGACGAACGGUCGUGUUUCCUGUACUGUGCUUUAUUUCCCAUGGCAUACAGUAUCCACCAAGAUGAGCUGGUCGAGUACUGGAUAGGUGAGGGGAUCAUUGAGGUAAGACGCGGAAGAGACAGAGCAAAGAAACGAGGUGUUCAGAUAAUCGAAACACUUGUUGGGGCAGGUUUGCUGUUGAAGGAUGAAGAGUGUAAACAGAAAGUCUAUAUGCACAAUAUGAUCCGUGACAUGGCCUUGUGGAUAGUAUCUGAAAUCAGGGAUGGAAAAAUGUUUCUUGUGAAAACAGAUGCUGGGCUGAGUACUCUGCCGUACGUCACGGAUUGGACAAUCGUGUCAAAGAUGUCUCUGAUGAACAAUAAGAUUGCCAGCAUCGCCGACUCUACUGCUUUAUUUCCCAAUCCGGAUCGUCUUGUCACCUUGUUCCUUCAAAACAAUGAGUUGGUGAAUAUUGUUGGUCGAUUCUUCCAGGUCAUCUCGACUCUUGUGGUUUUGGAUCUGUCUCACAACCCUGGCAUCCUUGAGUUGCCUAAUGAUAUUUCAAGGUUGGUAUCUUUGCGGUAUCUCAACUUGUCAGGGACGAGGAUAAACAAUUUGCUAGGUAUAGAGGAGUUGUCCCAACUGAUCCACUUGGAUUUGGAGUCCACGUCCAAUCUACGAGAUAUCAGUUUGAUCUCAGGAUUACAAAGGUUGCAGGUUUUGAGAUUUUAUGGCUCUAAAGCUUCUUUAGAUCUCCCCUUACUUGAGCAUUUGAAGAGCCUGGGGGCUUUAGAACUUUUGACCAUUACUGUGGGAAAAGAGGAUGUUUUGGAAGCUUUCUUAGGAAGCGAAUUGGCAGGUGUCACACGAGGUAUAUAUCUCGAAGGACUCAAAGUAUCAGGAGCAUCAUUUGCAGCCACAUUAGGGAAGUUGAGUAGUCUUUCCAAACUUGGACUUACAGAGUGCGACAUCACAGAGUCAGAGAUGGGAUUGGAAGACAACAGAAGGAACCAGUGUUCAUCUUCAUCUCCACCUCCAUCUCCAUCCAAUCAAAUAACUCCAAGCAAUACAUGGUUCAAGAACCUCUCAGCUGUGGUACUACUCUCAUGCAAACAUAUAAAGGAUUUGACAUGGCUGAUAUAUGCUGCAAAUCUUGAGGCUUUAAGCAUCACAGUGUCACCUAAGAUGGAAGAAUUAAUAAGCCAAGAGAAAGCUGCUGGUGUUGGGGCUGAGCCUUUUCGUAGGCUACAAGUUCUUGAUUUACGUUAUUUGGAUGAACUGAAGAGCAUCUAUUUCAAUCCUCUCUCUUUUCCAAGUCUACAUAAAGUCCACAUAACACACUGCCCCAAGCUACGUAAGCUCCCGUUAGAUUCCACGAGUGUAACGAAAAUUGAUGACCUUAUCAUAGAAAUGGAUGACGGAUGGACUGAUAGAAUUGUAUGGGAGAAUGGAGCCGAAGAUCGGUUUCCUCCUGUCAUCCGCACAGCUUCUGUUUCUCAGAUUGAUCCGGUGUAGGAAUGUUGCGACAAACAGACAUCAGUGGAUGCAACUCGAAGAUCCUUAUUUUGUUCUUUCUCUUACGGUAAACCUGUUUCUAAGUCUUUCUUUUCAAAUGGGUGUUCUGUAAAAGGGACUUCUGCUUUUGAGUAUAAUAUGUGUGAUUGAAACAUUUUAUUAUUGGUUCGUUUUCUGUUACCAAGUUUCCUAGUAUUUGGAGUGAGAUGUUUCUGUA
Messenger RNA from Raphanus sativus (radish), 2958 nucleotides. RefSeq names its product probable disease resistance protein At5g47250. NCBI's taxonomy places the organism in Eukaryota, Viridiplantae, Streptophyta, Magnoliopsida, Brassicales, Brassicaceae. The record is from RefSeq and is a predicted model, not a curated record. Gene Ontology annotation, molecular function: ADP binding; protein binding.